AUGGAGGGCGCGACGCCAGACGAGGCGUCGCUUCGUGCAGCCCUGCAGGCCAACCCUGCGGACGAUGCGGCUCUCGCAGGCCUCGCGCGCCUCGCGCUGGCUCGCCGCGGGUGGUCCGAAGCCGCCGAUCUUCUUCGCACGGCCGUAUCCGCGCGGCCCGACGAGAGCGAGUACCAUCUUCUGCUGGGCGAGACCUUGUGGAAUUCCGCGGAGGAAAGGGCAGCGGUAACCGCCACGUCGGCAGGCGGAGGCGGAGAGCCGGGGGGAAAUGAAGCACGGGCGACAGGGCGCGCGGCAGCGUACACAGAGUGGCUUCAGGCGGGCAAGCUGAGCCCUGGCAGCGCGGACGCCUUCCGCUGCCUGGGCUAUUUCUUUGCGGGCUUCCAGGGGAUUAUCCCGCGCGCAGGCGCGUGCGGAACGCAACACGGGGACGGGCGACACGCGGAGGCGUGGUGGGCGGCGGGGGAGCGGAAAAGGGCGCGGAAGGGGGGGGUUGGGGAGGAGGUGGUGCGGGACGUGGGGCGAGCGGUGAAGUGCUUUCAGAAGGCUGUGAGCGUGAAUCCCGAAGACCAAGACGCUGGGGAGGCGGCCUUCCACCUGCUGGCGGGGGGACGGGGGGCGGUGCGGCAGCGGUCGCUGCAGGUGGCGCUGUGCCGCGGGGCAGUAGAGGGCAGCACGCGGGCUUUCUGGGCGUGGCGGCUGCUGGGGCUGCUGCAUGCGGAGGAGGCCGCGUGGCAGUCUGCUGUGCCGUGCCUGCAGUCCGCCAUCAAGGGCUUCGUGCGAGAUGCCUCUCAUCCCCUUUUACCUUCAACUCAAUGCCACUCUGUUGCCUCCAACAUCCCCAUCUCCCCCUCCGAACGCUCUCCACCACCCCACACCCCUCGCCACCCGCGUUCCUCCCUGCAGGCCUAUGGCCGGGUGAUCACCUUGGGAUUGCCGCACGUGGCAAGCGCCCUGGAGGCCCUCGUCCCUGCCUCUGUUGCACUCGCCACUGCCUCUCCCCCUGCUGAGUCGCGUGGCGGUGUGAGCAGCAGUGACGUGGCAUGUGCAGUGUUUGCACUGGAGCAGAGUGGGCACAUUGAGCUGGAGCGCAGCAACUACUCCCAGGCAUUGGAGUUGUUCUCGUACGCGGAGGCGCAGCGGGCAGGCAGUGCCACGGUGCAGUGGGGGCUGGCAGCAGCGCGCUACGGCCUCGCAUGCCACGUGGCCUCCUUUGGCGCUGCUGCAUGGGCCAACGACCUGCUGCUGGCUGCAGCUGCCAGUGCCCGUGCGUCCAUAUCCCACCAUCCCACAUCCGCAACAACCUGGAAGCUUCUUGGUGACAUCGAGCUCCGUCACUCAGCCGUGCUUCUCGCCGCACCUUCCCCUGCCCAUGCCUCCUCCACCACCGCGCCUGCAUCCCCUGCCCCCUUCUCCCUCCUCACAUGGCGCCGCCACCGCUUCCGCCUGGCGUCCUCCGCCCUGCGUUCCUACGCGCACGCGCUGCACCUCUCCCCCUCGCCCUCCGCGCCCCCUCCCCCUGACUCCCCCCACCUCUCCUCUUUCCUCAGCUUGGGGGUACCUGAAGCAGGGGGGAUGGGCGGGGGGGAAGUGAAGGGCGCAGGGGGGCAGGUUGGGGGAAGGCUGUGGGCGGAUUUGGCACUGGCAGCGGCGGCCAAGGGGAGGGCAUGGGCGGAGCUGGUGGAAGCAGGUGGCGGGGGAGAGGAGAAGGAGGUGGAGUGUGGGAAUGCGGGUGGUGAUGGGCAGGCCAAGGCAGAGGUUCUAGACGCUGCAUGUGUGGAUGAGCUACGUGCGCUGCCCCCUCGCCUGCUGCUGCCAGCACUGCAGGGGCAGCAGAGCGUGGCGGGGGCGCAUGCAUGGGUGGUGCUGGCAGCCGUGGUGGGGUGGCAGUGGCCAGAGGUGCAGCAGCAUGCACUCGUGCAUGCCCUCAUGCUUGACCCGCUGCAUGCCCUCGCCUGGGUGCUGCUGGGGGAGGUGUACCUUCACCAGAAGCAGUCAAAGCUUGCCACACAGGCGUUCGCCCGUGCGCGUGUGGCAGACCCGUUCAUUGCCGCCCCCUGGGUUGCCUCUGCAGCCUGCCAGCUGGGCGCUCUCGCUGCUGCACCGGCAGCUAAUGCGCCACACACCAAUCCCCCCGAUGCUGCUGCUACUGCUGGUCUUAGCAGCACUCGCAACGAUGGUGAUGCUGCUGCUGAUUCUGCUGGUGAUGAUGAUGGUGAAAGCAGGCCAUCGCUGCAUGCGGCCAUGGCCGAUGCGCUCUUUGCUGCCACUGCAUGCUCCAACCCGCCGCCAUGCGCCCAACAUGUGCUCGGACAGCUGUCAGCUCGCUGCGGCAGGCUGGGCCAGGCAGAGGUCUUCUGUGCGCUGGCCCACCUGGCGAGCAGCAGCCCCGCAUCUCCCGAGGCGCUCUUCCUCCUCGGCCUCUCUGCCUGUGCGCGCGGCCUGCCCUCGGUCACCCUGCACGCCUUCCAAUCCGCCAAGCAGCUACUGCUGCAGCAGGAAGGACCUGCAGAGCGAGUGUGGCUGGCGUAUGUGCAAGUGGGCAUGGCCCUCACAGCGGCGCGGCGGUUCAGCGAGGCACUAGUGGAGUUUAACUCUGCUCACUCCCUUCGAGACCGUUCCAAGUGGCCGGUGCGCCCACUGCUCGCGCUCGCCCUCACGCUGCACCACUGCUCGCUCCACGACGACGCCCUUGCUGUUGUCGCCCUCGCCACCACCCAAGCCACACACCUUGCACCGUCCCCAUCCCCAUCUCCAUCCUCCUCCUCCUCGUCCUCCUCUCACUCCCUCCUCUCAGCGGCAGCAGUGAAGCUCCACGCUGCUCUCCUUGCCUCCCCCCCCGCUCUCCCAUCCUCCCCAGCACCGCCUGCAUCACUCGCCCCCUCUCUCUUCCUCUCGCCCUCUCUCGCGCGUGACCUGGCGCUGACGCGUGUUGACGUGUCGCUGACGGCGCUGGCAGCAGCAGCAGCGUCGUUGGACGAGGGGGAGAUAGGGCGUGCGGUGCAGCAGUACCGGCCUGUCUUCAGCGACCCUCUCAUGGCGCCCAGAGCACAUGCCUUGCUCGGGGUCUCACUCGCUGCCAAGGGUCAACUGCCACGUGCCCUCAAGUAUCUCAUCCGCUCGCUGCAUCACUUCCCCGAUAGCCUCCUGCUCAGGGCCUGUCUGGCAGACCUGCUCUCUCCCUCGCACCCGGCUCGAGCUGCGCGCAUCAUCGGCCUGGCGCCCCAAGCCCUCUCCUCGCACCCCCCUCCUCCGCACCCCUCUCUCCUCACCACCCCCGCCCCCCCUGACCGCACCACCGGAGGCAGUGCGGCGGGGACAGUGGAGGAGAGUGUGGUGCGCGUGCAGGCGAGCACACGGCUGGCGUGCAGUGCGUGUGCGGGAGGCACGGCGCAUGGCGCAGGGGCCUGCUUACACUCCCAGGCCCCGCUUGCCACGCCUGCUGCUGUGCCUGGAAGCAGUGGUAGCAGCAGCAGCGGGGGCAGUGUGGAAGAGGGUGGUGCGAGGGAGAGCCACCUGUCGGGACGCAAGUGCCUCCUCCUCCCCGAUUCACCCUCAUCAGCCAAUCAGAAAGCAGCGCUGCGCGCCUGUGCUGAAUGCCAGGUGGCGCGGUGCCAUUCGCUGCAGCAGCCUGCAACAGAAUCUCGUGCCCCGCCUCCAGUCACCCCCAGCUUCCCUGCCUCUCUGCUCCCAUCACUUGCCUCUGCCUCGUCUCUCUUCUCCUCUGGUUUCUACCAAGAGGCUGAAGCAGUGGUGGCAGCACUGCAAGCACAAGGACUGCAGGGGCAAGGCGAAAACAAGUUGCUGUUAAUGUCAGUGGUGCAGAUGUGGCAGGCUGUGAUUGGUGCAGAGAAGGGCGAGAUGAGUGAGGCUAGGAGUGUGUUGGAGGGGGUGGUGGGGUCGCUCAAGGAGGCAGCAGGGGCAGGUGGAAUGUCAGGGGCAGCUGUGCAACCGUUGCUCGACGUAGCUCAUGUGCUUCUAGGUACAGUUGACAUGCCUGUGUGA
Molecule: messenger RNA, 4005 nt
Organism: Closterium sp. NIES-65
Lineage: Eukaryota; Viridiplantae; Streptophyta; Zygnematophyceae; Desmidiales; Closteriaceae
Source: the annotation of a GenBank genome assembly